Glycine soja is the source of this 2169-nucleotide messenger RNA. RefSeq lists its product as uncharacterized. The record is from RefSeq and is a predicted model, not a curated record. The coding region runs from base 342 to 917 and encodes 191 amino acids. Lineage: Eukaryota; Viridiplantae; Streptophyta; Magnoliopsida; Fabales; Fabaceae. The transcript is spliced from 3 exons.
AUUCCACCUCUGUGCAAUAUAUCCCACUCUCACACUCUUUUCAGAUCCCUUCAAACCUUCAUCUUCUUCCUCCUUCCCUUCUUUUUUCUAUUUUUUUUAUUUUUCCUCUGGCGCUUUUAACACAUUGCUACUAAACAAACCCCAACUCGAAGAAAAGAAGAACAAUCUGUUCCAUCACAAGCUUUUUCUCCUGCCCCAAACGGUUUCAAUUUUUGUUUUCUGGGGAGAUCUGGUUGAUCCGAUCCACUUGGGGUUGGUAACCGCGUAACGACGCCGUUUUGUGUUUAGGUUUUUGGACUCGUUUUCUGAAACCUCGUACAAAACAUCCUCGGAAUCGUUUGAUGUUACAAAUGGAGACGCUCGUGGUUGUGGCGCAGCAUAGGAACCAAUGUUACACCAGGUCGAAAUCCCAACGCCACGCUGAGUUUGGUUCCUCUUCACCCUCCAAUGACUUUAGGGGCAUAAAUUGCAGAACUUUUCAAACGGGGUGUGGUAUUCUACCAACCCCACUCAAACGCCCCAAAACGCCGUUAACUCCUUCAAACCCUAACAAAACCCGUUGCAAAACCACUCCCAGUAGUGCCCCGGUUCCCAUCAAUCGCAAGAAGGAGAAGAAGGGUUUCAAUGUUGUUCCUGAUGGGGGUAUUUUGCUCUCUGAACUUUGGGCCGGGCCCACUUACUCGAAUUCACCACCGCCUAGUUCGUUGCCUAUUCCGAAAUUUUCAGUGAGGCCUAAGAGGAGUGUGUCACUUGAUUUCCCUGGUUCUUGCCCUGAAGUAGAGAUGCAGUUACGUGCUAACUCUGCGCCUUCCUCCCCUCGUUGGGAGCAUUCCCCUUUUGCCAGAGAUGAUGGUCUCUUUGUUUCGGCGACGAACACACUGCGUCGCAUCCUUAAUCUUAAUUUGGAUGAUGAAUGAGACAGGAGGAGCAAGAGGCUCCUGUACAUAAAAAAAAGUGCUUUUGGUUUAUGAAAUUUGGGUUAGUGUUAGAUUAGGUGUGUAUAGAAUGACCAAAUAAAAGCAUGUAGUUUUAGUUUGUGUAGCUUUCAGUAUGGUGGUGGUACCCUUGACAAUGGUGAUUGAUGAUCAUGGUUGGAGAUCAUGGAAAUGUUAGGCUCUUUUGGGAGCAGGGUUUGUUUUGUGACAUGGAUGAAUGGGGUUGGGAAGCUGAAUGGUUUGGUAACGGGUUGGAGUGGCACAGAAUAGACUUGGAUGAUAGUGAAGAAAGUUGUUAAUUAUAUAUUAUUCAAGAUGAAUACAGAGUUCAUGAUCUGUAGUAGUUCAUAGUACCUUCUCCUCACAGAAGAAUGAUUAUACCUUCUUUUUAGUCUAGUAACUUAGUACAUACUGUAGAUUGUAGAAUCCUUGCUCUUAGAAAAGCCUAUAGAGCUCAACUCUUUGGUCCUUUUCCCGGAACCCUUCAAAUUUUCUUUUUCAUAUAAGUUAUUACCAUAAUCUAUUAUCCUUCUAUUCUGGUCUUGUAGAUGGUCCACUAUAUACUGGCUUGUAGUUACUCCUUUGCUUAAUGAUCCCUCCUUCUUCUUUCUUAAUCUAUAUCUUGUUUUUCUUUGUAAAGUUUUCAUUUCUUAGUUGGCUUCUGAGAGGGCAUGGUUUGUCCCUACACCAUCUUUUCAGUUUUUUACAAAGAAAAGUUGGAAGGGGCUCGGUUAUAUAAUCUUUUGUUUCUAAGUUCUGACUCCUUUAGUUUUUAUGGUUAAUCUGUGUCACACAACCUGUUAGCAACCCCCCCCCCCCCCCCAAAUGUUUUCCAUUUUAGCCUUUAGUUAAUGCUUCUUUCCAUAGUCGUCUUCACCUUGCUUGUCCUUGAUGAAGAGUGUUGACCAUUCUAUGCCAAAAUUGAGGGAGGUAAAACUGUACCGAGGCUGUUUUGUUCGAAAGAUGUGGUCAUGAUCAUGAUCUUCUAGGUAGUUUGCAAGUUUGUUUUACUUCAUGAAGUCCAUUUGUGGGUCGUAGCUUGUGUUUCUUUCUUUUUGAGUUUCUGUAACUAGUGGAACUUGUAUGGUCUGCUGAAAUAAAUUAUCGAUGACUAUUAGUAGCUAGAACUACUCCUAUGUUUUAUCUGAAGUGUAUGAGUUGGUGGAACUUCUGUAACUGUUUUACUAAUUUAUAUUUCGUUUUUUCUGAUCUAUGACAGCAGCAUUUUGAAGUA